Molecule: messenger RNA, 1623 nt
Organism: Chrysoperla carnea
Lineage: Eukaryota; Metazoa; Arthropoda; Insecta; Neuroptera; Chrysopidae
Product: bleomycin hydrolase
Exons: 7
Coding region: 81-1442 (453 amino acids)
Biological process (GO): L-homocysteine catabolic process; proteolysis; response to toxic substance
Cellular component (GO): cytoplasm
Molecular function (GO): cysteine-type aminopeptidase activity
Source: RefSeq, a predicted model, not a curated record
UUUCAUGAAAAGCCUAAGUUAAAAAAUAAAAAUUCAUGCGCACAACAACAAUACACAUCAUUCAUUAGUAAAUUGUUAAAAUGGAGGCUACUGCAUUAACAAAAGAAAUUUUAGACAAAUAUCGUUCAACAUUUUAUCAAGAUUCAAAAAACAUCUUAGCGCAAAAUGUUUGUUCCCGAAUAGAUCCAUUCGAUGUAUGUUUAGUACGAAAACAAGUCGAACAACCUUUACAUAUUUUUCAACAUAAGGUGGAGAGUGAAGGUAAACCAGUUACAAAUCAAAAAAAUUCUGGAAGAUGCUGGCUAUUUGCAGCGUUAAAUUGUAUGCGUAUACCAUUAAUGAAAAGUUUAAAUAUAGAUGAAUUUGAAUUCUCCCAAGCGUAUUUAUUCUUUUGGGAUAAAAUAGAACGUAGUAACUUUUUUUUAAAUAACAUUGUUGAAACGGCUAAACGUAAUGAACCAAUCGAUGGUAGAUUAGUUUCAUUUCUUUUAAAUGAUCCAAUUUCCGAUGGUGGACAAUGGGACAUGUUGGUGAAUUUAAUUAAUAAACAUGGUUUAAUGCCAAAGAAAUGUUUUCCAGAAACGUUCAGUUGUGAACAAAGUGUUCGGUUGAAUGCAAUUUUAAAGAGCAAAUUACGGGAAUUUGCAAAAGAAUUGCGAGAUAUGGCUGCUAAUGAUAGCACCGAUGAAGAAUUACAAGCUAAAAUUGAUAAACAAAUGUCUACAGUUUAUCGAGUUGUUGGAAUAUGUUUAGGUAUUCCUAAUGAUACUUUCACAUGGGAAUAUUAUGAUAAAAGUAAAAACUAUCAAUCAAUUGGACCUAUUUCACCUUUAGAAUUUUAUACCAAAUAUGUUAAACCUGUUUUUAAUGUUGAUGAUAAAAUUUGUCUUGUAAACGAUCCACGAGAAAAUAAUAAAUUUGGUCAAGCGUAUACCAUAGAUUUAUUGGGUAAUGUUGUGGGUGGCCGACCAAUUAUAUACAAUAAUCAACCAAUUGAAUUAUUAAUGAAAUUAGCUGCAGAAAGUAUUAAAAAUGGUGAAGCUGUUUGGUUUGGUUGUGAAGUAGUUAAACGAUUAGCAUCAAAACCGGGCAUUGAAGAUUUAGAAAUACAUAAUUUUAAAUUGGUCUUCGGUACUGAUAUACAAUUAGGAAUGUCUAAAGCUGAUCGUUUAUUAUACGGCGAAUCAAUGAUGUCUCAUGCUAUGGUAUUUACAGGUGUAUCUUUUAAGGGUAAAGAAGUAACAAAAUUCCGUGUUGAAAAUUCAUGGGGUGAAGAUCGCGGUGAGAAAGGUUAUUUUAUGAUGACUGCUAACUGGUUCAAAGAAUUCGUAUUUGAAGUGGUUGUCGACAAAAAAUAUGUAUCAAAAGAAGUUUUAGAUGUGCAAAAUAAACCACCAAUUGUGUUACCAGCAUGGGAUCCAAUGGGUACACUUGCCAAUUGAAAGUACAAAUGUACAUUUUAAUUAAUUAAUUAUAAAUAUUAUAAAUAUAAAAAAGUAAUUUAAGUAAACUUUUAAAAAACAAAAAUAAACAAUAUAAAAACGUACUGAUUAAGAUAAGCAUUUAUUGCGUUUUUAUUACAAAUCAAACUCAACAAAAAGAAAAAAGAAAAACAUUUUGAUG